AUGGCCUGUACUGUUCCACCUCGGACAUGGGAAGGUGGGUUUGUCCGUCCAGCAGAAACGAACUCAUGGGAAGAUGAAAGUAAAUAUGUCACCGAAAACGGCGAACACGCACACUAUGCACUGCCACUGUAUAGAGAGCUACCAACUUCAACAGUUGGCAAUGAACUCGGCCUGGCGCACUUGAGGACGUGGCCGAGCAUUUAUGAUGGAACUUCCCAGGAAAGGCCGGAAUGUUUCCAUCCCCCCAGCGAGGUGGAUGUACUGAUCUGUGGUGCUGGUCCAUUUGGCCUGCAACUAGGAAUGAUUCUGGCGAGACAGGGUAUUAGUUUCAGGAUCAUAGACAAAGCAAAGUCGCCUUGUCUCUCUGGUCGUGCAGACGCAGUCCACCCGAGGGCCUUGGAGCUCAUUCACGCCUGGGGACUUGCCCACGAAGCCACUGACGAAGGACCGCUCAUCAACUCGACAGCAGUGUACAGCAACGGUAUAAAGCUCUUCCACAGCAACCAUCCAACAAGCGAUUCCCGAUACAAGGGCGCCCAUGUUAUAACACAGGGCCAGCUGGAACGGAUAUACAUCCGCGACCUACUCCGCCAUCAAAUCGUCGUGGAGAGGGAGACUAUCGUUCACGGGUUUGAUGUGCUAGAUGGUGACUCGACAUAUCCGGUGAAAGCAACAUUGAAGACUGCUUCCAGCGGUGCUGCAGAGGCUGUCAGAGCGAAGUAUCUGAUCGGGGCUGAUGGUGCGGCCAGUAGUAUUCGCGAGCAGAUGAAGGUGAACUUUGAUGGGCUGGCGACCGAUAUUUACUGGGCUAUUAUCGACUGUCGCUUUAAGACGGAUUAUCCGCAUAUAUUUGGAAUGAGCAUGCUAACCAGCACACAUGGUGGGAGCAUUAUCAUUCCUCGUGAGGAGGGCCAUACCCGGAUAUACAUCCAAGUGAACGAGGAAACAGCCCGGCGACUCCGCCAGACCCGAGACGCCAGGAAGAAUGCAUCCGCUGUAGGCGAAACUCGCAUCGAUGACCACGGAAUCACACCAGACGAAGCCCUAGAACAACUGCGCAAGAUCAUCGCACCAUGGACCAUCGAAUUCGCCUCUCCGAUCAGCUGGUUCUCAGUAUGGAAAGUCAACGAGCGAGUAGCCCGCCACUUCUCAUCGGCUGAUCUGCGUGUGCAUCUCGGAGGCGAUGCAGCCCACGUCCACAGCGUGAUGGGCGCAUUCGGGUUCAACUCCUCUGUCUACGACGCUGCAAAUCUCGGCUGGAAAUUAGGUCUUUGUCUCAAGAAGCAGGCGAGUGGGGAUGUUCUGCUUCCCACAUACGAUAGCGAGCGGCGCAUGGCUGCAAACCGUGUCAUCCGCUGCUCAGGUGCAUACUUGCGCUUCCUCUGUAAUUCGCAUCUGCCUUUGGCAGCGCUCAGAGGGCUAAAUAAGAACCUUGAAUCGCACGACGAAGCCCUGCCAGUAUUAGAUGGAAGUAUCCGGGCACAGGGCCAGUUCAUGGGCGUAUUCUACAGACGACACUCGAAUUUCCUACUCGGGAUCGAGUGGCCUAUUAUAGAGUCACCUAUUUGUCCUGUCGAUACUCCUGAGCAGCAACGGCCGAUUUCCGUUCGCAAUGGGGCUAGAGCUCCAAAUCCCCGCGUCUGCUUUGACUCAGAAUACACGGCGUACUUGUACGAUACUAUGGCCGGGGUGUCGAAAUUCCAUCUUUUAAUCUUCGGCUCGGACCUGCAGGGCCCAGUGCGCGAGAGACUGGCGAUAUUCUCCAACAAGACAUUUGGACCGGAAGGCCUUUUCGUCCGCUUUGGUGGGAAGGAGCUUUUCAAUGUUAUUCUCGUCACUAAGGCUCUACCCUACCAGGCCAAGACGUUGCUGGGCCCACAGCAUGGCAAAGAGGACGAUCUGAAGGGUCUCCGUGAGCACGCAACUGUGGUGUACGAUGACCGGGUUCCUGAUGACGACGCCCAUUAUUGGUACGGGGUUAAUCAUGCUCGUGGUGUCGUUGUUGCUGUCCGGCCUGACCUGAGCGUCGGUGUCAGCAUUUGGCCGGAGGACGUGGACGGGUUGGAUGGGUAUUUCUCUCAAUUUUUGGUAAAGAAAAAGGUGCCAUCUGUGGAAUGGAGCAAGAACGGCGUUGAGGUGACCAGCGACGAGGUUCAUGGGAUAUCCAACAUGCAGAUGGCUCGUUCGAAGAAGUCUAUUCGAGCGUGGCUGUCUAGUCUGUUGACCUUUUAG
Aspergillus versicolor CBS 583.65 is the source of this 2232-nucleotide messenger RNA. RefSeq lists its product as uncharacterized. The record is from RefSeq and is a predicted model, not a curated record. Gene Ontology annotation, molecular function: FAD binding. The transcript is spliced from 5 exons. Lineage: Eukaryota; Fungi; Ascomycota; Eurotiomycetes; Eurotiales; Aspergillaceae. Bases 1 to 2232 code for a protein of 743 amino acids.